UUAACCAGAUGCCAAAUCAAAGAAAAAAAUAUCGAUGUCUGUCGAUUGAGACCAAUCCUAUCGACACAUAAUUUGAACGGUUUGCUGACAAUCAAAAUUUGUUUGAAAUUGUUUUGUUUCACUGCAGCGAUGUAUUUCUAAUCGCGACCAUAUAAUUGGUGAAUUGACAGAGGAGGCGGAUACAUGUGAUGUUACCGGGAAUGUAUGCUGAUGACAGCGAUGGGUGUUUUGACAGAGGAGGCGGAUACAUGUGAUUUUACCGGGAAUGUAUGCUGUUGACAGCGAUGGGUGUAUUGACAGAGGAGGCGGAUACAUGUGAUUUUACCGGGAAUGUAUGCUGAUGACAGCGAUGGGUGUAUAGACAGAGGAGGCGGGUACAUGUGAUUUUACCGGGAAUGUAUGCUGUUGACAGCGAUCGGUGUACACAAACAUGUGAUGGGGAUGAUCACAACAGUAUGGACACGAUCCUACAUUGAAAUUAAAUGAAUAGGCCUCUUAUAUCGAGGGGAUACGUCGCAUAGCAAAUUUGGAUCAUCCAUUUGUCAUUUUAAUCGUCCCUUAUAAACGCGGACAGAAUUUAUUCACAGAAAACAGGACGACGUCUGUUACUAAACAUAACUAGCUGGAAAUUUCAUAUGUAAGGAGCAUAUAUAGAAGAAAGGGAUGACAUUCUACAAUUAUUAAGGACGUACUUUUAAGAUGAUUAUGUUCAAUGCUGUGUUUUAUCGUCCUAUACUGACACUUAUUUUUGUCUUGAAAUCCUUUUCACUUGUUGAUGGACAUGAUAUGUGUGCCAGCAAUGCCCACGUUGACAUGGAAUCCAACAGAAACUACAAAUCCUUUAUGCACUUGGAUACCAUUGGGGUCUUACAGUGCAUGAAGGUAUGCAAGAGAUACAAAUUGUGUGAGAAAAUUCACCACAAUCGGGAGCAGCUAACAUGUGACCUCAUGAUGACAAACACGGAAGCAAGCAAAGCAAGCAACAUGACGUCACUUUUGGAUGCGCAAUCUGUACAGAUUGACAGCUCUAACUGUUCACGUAACAGUUGUUCAGAGACGGAGGUUUGUGUCGAGAGGAGAGAUGGCAGCCAUAUUUGUCUUGAUCAAGAUGUUCCAGAGGUAUGUCCAGCAGCCGUCUGGGUGCCUUUUAACGGGAAAUGCUACUUCUUUCCCAGCAGUAGAAUGACGGCAGAUGAGGGCAUGGUGUUUUGUAACUCAAUAAACGCCACACUUUUGAGAGUUGACAGCACUGAGGAGAACACUUUUCUCAUAUCGGAAAUGAGAAAACGGGCAAUGGGACAUAUAUGGCUUGCUGCAAACUACAGGGCUGUGGAAGGCGAAUGGGUUUGGGGGCCUGGAGAUGUAGUAUUGAAUGCAUUAUGGAAUCCAAAUGAACCUUCAUACGGCAGCGAUGGGGCUUGUAGCGUUUUGGAAGAGGACACGGGAGGCUGGUUAGCCUUAUUUUGCAAACAUUACAGUAUAUAUGCAGUGUGCGAGGUUCGAUAAGACUUUUCUCAAUUGUAACAAUGUUAACUUUAAAUCUGUGCACCUGAAGUAUCAAUAUAACUUUGAUCUGGUGACCAUUUUAAGGAAUUCCAAAUUAAAACUUGGACAAAAAAAUAGUUAAACUUAAAAUGUUAUUUAGAUAUGGAAUAGGAGAUUACUUACUCCAAUAGGUAAAAUUCAUCUCAUCAAAACUCUCUUGUUAUCUCAAUAUACUCAUUUAUUGAUGUCAUUGCCAAAUCCUGACUAUCACUUUUUGAAUGGUGACCUUAACUUGAUACGUUUAAAUUGUUUGUGGAAUAGUAACACAGAUAAAAUAAAAAAGGGAUAUAUUAAUACAGUAUGUUUUGAGAUGGUAAAUACUAGUCUUUUCAUUGAUUCUUUAAAAUUAGGAUGGGUAAGAAGGCUAUAUCAGAAGUCAGGCAAAUGGCAAAUCAUUUUUUUUUAAAACUUCUAUUGCUCUACAUAUGUCAUCUACCCGUGGGAAUGAAUAUAUUCUGGAGUGUCUAAGGAAAUGUAAAAAUAGUUUUUGGAAUGAUAUCUUUCGAGCUUGGGUAAGAUUUGAUGAAUGUGACAGGGUAAAACAAAUUAAGAAGACAAAUAUCAGGAAAACUCCAUUAUGGUAUAACAAUGACUUAACGAGUGGAAAAAGAAGUAUAUUUUCAAGACACGGCAUAAUGAAGGGGUAACAAUAGUAGAUAAUCUUGUUAAAGAUAAUAAAACCUGCACUUUCUACACACUUCAAGAAUGCAUUCAAAUCUAUGAAAUAAAUACACAUUUUCUCCAAUAUCAUAGUGUGUUAAUAUAAGCUAUUGAAGCAUACUUACAAAUGUAGUAUGGGUUGAUUUUUGAAAAUUAUAAAAUGCUUUAUCCGAUAAAUCCCUGUAAUAUUAAUUGUUUUAAUAACAAGACAAAAGGAACAAAAGAUAUAUAUAAUCUAAGGGUUAACAUUAAUAGUAUUUAGACAGACGGGAAAACAUUGGAAGACAUAUUAAAAUAAAAUGAUGUAAGUGGGUAGUGAUUUUUGAAAAUAUUUUUAGGUAAACAAAGACUACAAGACUGCAAUGGUUUCAGUACAGUUUAGUCCACCAGUUUAAAGAAGGAUCGGUGAACAACCCACUUUGUACACUCUGCAAUAAAGACAAAGAAACAAUACUAUAUAUCAUGUGGGACUGUCGAGAGGUGCAGAGUUUCCACAAAGUAUUGAACUUCUUCUAGAUGCAUUUUUUUUAUUCCAUUCUCUUUCGAUAUGAAAACUCCAUUUUGGUUUAUUUAUAAGCAAUAACACUGCCAUAACAAACUCGAUAAUGAAUAUUAAUUAUCAUUAAGUUUUAUUUAUACAAGACAAGAUGUUUAGAUAAAGGCUUAAGUCACAAAUGCUCUAAUUAAUUAUUUGAAAGAAUAUUACAUAUUACAAAAAUACACAGCUAAUAGUAAAAGAGAUCAGGCAAAAGCAAUAUUUGACAAUGAAUGGAGAAAAUGGAAAGCAUUGUUCGAAAUUGCAGUCAGCUAAGUAUUUCAUAUACACUACAUGUAUAUGUAAUUAUUCUAUUUUAUUAUUGAGUUAUUAAUUUCUCAUUUUUUUUCUCUUGAUCCUUUGUUAUUCUUUUUUCUUUUU
Molecule: messenger RNA, 3121 nt
Organism: Pecten maximus
Lineage: Eukaryota; Metazoa; Mollusca; Bivalvia; Pectinida; Pectinidae
Product: low affinity immunoglobulin epsilon Fc receptor-like
Exons: 5
Coding region: 700-1506 (268 amino acids)
Source: RefSeq, a predicted model, not a curated record